Molecule: messenger RNA, 1079 nt
Organism: Sorex araneus (European shrew)
Lineage: Eukaryota; Metazoa; Chordata; Mammalia; Eulipotyphla; Soricidae
Product: ubiquitin carboxyl-terminal hydrolase isozyme L1-like
Biological process (GO): protein deubiquitination; ubiquitin-dependent protein catabolic process
Cellular component (GO): cytoplasm
Molecular function (GO): cysteine-type deubiquitinase activity
Source: RefSeq, a predicted model, not a curated record
UGUUUUUCCUCUUCGGUGACCGGUGGCUCCUCCCGUCGCGAAGAUGCAGCUCAAACCCAUGGAGAUCAACCCCGAGAUGCUGAACAAAGUGCUGGCCCGCUUGGGGGUCGCCGGCCAGUGGCGCUUCGCCGAUGUCUUGGGGCUGGAGGAGGAGGCGCUGGGCUCGGUGCCUGCGCCCGUCUGCGCGCUGCUGCUGCUGUUUCCCCUCACCGCGCAACAUGAGAACUUCAGGAAAAAACAGAUUGAAGAGCUGAAGGGACAAGCAGUAAGCCCCAAGGUGUACUUCAUGAAGCAGACCAUCGGCAACUCCUGUGGGACCAUCGGGCUCAUCCACGCCGUGGCCAAUAACCAAGACAAGCUGGAGUUCAAUGAUGGGUCAAUCCUGAAACAGUUCCUUUCUGAGACGGAGAAGCUGUCCCCCAAAGACAGAGCCAAAUGCUUUGAGAAGAACGAGGCUAUCCAGGCAGCCCACGAUGCUGUGGCCCAGGAGGGCCAGUGUCGGGUAGAUGACAAAGUGAAUUUCCAUUUUAUUCUGUUUAACAAUGUGGAUGGCCUCUAUGAACUUGAUGGCCGGAUGCCUUUCCCCGUGAACCAUGGAUCCAGCUCGGCGGACUCACUACUGCGGGAUGCUGCCAAGGUGUGCCGAGAGUUCACCGAGCGGGAGCAAGGGGAAGUCCGCUUUUCCGCUGUGGCCCUCUGCAAGGCAGCCUAAUGUCCCGGAGGAGCCUCCAUUGUCCCCCCUCCCCAACCCCCUUCUGCGUGAAUACUUCCUUUUCUAGCGCAUUCUAAGGUGCGCAUGUGCUUGUAGCACACAGAUGUCCUCCUUUGGUUUUGCAGAUCUGCACUUACCCUCAGUCACCCCUCGUGCCCCGGCAGAGCUCAGCUGUGGAUGGAGCAGAGUUGGGUAGAAGCUUUUCGAUGGUUAAAGCAUCUCCCGCCCCGCCAGUGUCUGUCUUGAUCUCAAUAUCUCAUGCUUUCAGUGGCUCCUUCUGUUUGUCUGUUAAAGGCUUUGGAUAUGGUUGGUUUGUCCUUAAAAGAAAUAAAACUUUUCUGCUGAGUAGAGAUGCACUUAAAAAAAA